CCUACAAUCCUCGUCCCUAUGCUUCCUCGCCCUUUCAUCGCCGCUAGUCACUAUUUCUUUCACCCUAUGAAAGAUCCUUUACACAGCCAUUCCGUCCUCAUUCAUGGUCCUUGCUCUGUGAGGGUGGUGGUGGAUGCUGCAGUUUUUCAGCGAUCCACCUCGAGUUGUUGUAGAGAAGUACGGGUCGGUCAAUUGCUAGCUGGAAGGGGUGCACGGAUUUGUGCUUGAGGUUGAAAAGGAGUGCAGAAUGAAACACUCCCAACCGCGGGUCGUGGCGGGCGUUGUCGGGGGAGUAGCGCUGCUAUGGCUUUUGAUGUUUUCACUGGACGGAAUUACUGGCAAAUCUUUGUCCGCUUGGAUGGCAAACUGCGUCAAGUCAUGGGCUGGAGGAGCAGCACCUAGCUUGGCGUCCAGCUGGUUUGUGACGACAUUAGAUCCGAGAUCUCGACCUGUUAUGACACGCAUCAACGAGUAUAAGGAUAUGCAGGUGGAAACGAAAGUACUGUCAAAGCAGCCGCACGAAUACUUGAAGCUUAGUGAUCUACCCAAGGCCUGGGAUUGGCGUAACGUUAAUGGUACGAGCUACGCAACUCGCGAUCUGAACCAGCACAUUCCAGUCUAUUGCGGAUCUUGCUGGGCGCACGCCGCAUUGAGUUCUUUGGCGGACCGUCACAAAAUGCUUCGCAAGGCCCAAUGGCCUGAUAUCCAGUACUCUGUGCAAGUAAUCUUGAACUGCGCUACCGAUAUUGCUGGAAGCUGCCACGGCGGUGAUCCUCUGGGAGUGUUCAAAUUCAUGCAUGAGCAUGGCCUGCCUGAAGAAACUUGCCAGCUAUAUCGGGCUAGGGAUGACGAAUGCACACCUAUCAAUGUCUGUCGCAACUGCGUACCACCAGUUGGGAACAUUGAGAGUUGCACUGCUAUUUCUGACUACCCAAUCCAUUUUGUCGGCGAAUAUGGAAAAGUUUCCGGGGAACUUAACAUGAUGGCGGAGAUUUAUGAGAGGGGUCCGAUUGCAUGUUCAAUCGAUUCAACACUACUCCAUUCCUACACUGGUGGUAUUCUUGUAAACACGGAUCCUGCACAUCACGACCACGUAGUCAGCGUUUCUGGAUGGGGAGAAGAGAACGGCCUCAAGUACUGGAUCAUUCGCAAUUCUUGGGGAACGUAUUGGGGUGAAAGUGGAUGGUUCCGCUUGAUAAGAGGUGUUGACUCGUUGAAUAUCGAGGAGAAUUGCGCGUGGGGUGUACCAAAGGAUGCAGGCUAGUGCUGGUCCGCACAAGGAACAAUCAAAUGCUGAAAGUAUGUCGAUGAGAAGUUCCUAAUGCAAUGAAUAAGCCGGCAAUCAAAUGUUUAGCAAGCAAUUAAGUUGGACUCGAUGUGUGCACAAUUGUGUAUGAUGUACCGUGCUAGUUGACAUAGUUAUGUCCAUCAAACCGCCUAUGAUGGUACCCGCACCUUGACUACGUUUGAUUCUACGUCAUAUGACCGCCUACCACUUCGGAGAAAGCGUGAAGGAAAUUGCCCGGAUAACGUGAGGCAAUCAACUUAUCAGAAUUAUGAGACCAUGGUUAGAGCGAAAGCAAGAUGAUCUUAAAGAGUCUUACAUACUGAUUUGGCAGCGAAGUUGUAAACUACAUAUUCAGUUCCUAGUGACACUCGACCAUUUGUAGUGGAGGUCCGCUUUGGUCGAGAUUACCUUAUGUCAUGUUGACUAUUUCAAUAGAUUGCCCCAUGCGAUUACCUUACAUUCCCACCAAAAUAUAUUGCCAUUAUUUUCUGC
Physcomitrium patens is the source of this 1780-nucleotide messenger RNA. RefSeq lists its product as uncharacterized. Gene Ontology annotation, molecular function: cysteine-type peptidase activity. Gene Ontology annotation, biological process: proteolysis. NCBI's taxonomy places the organism in Eukaryota, Viridiplantae, Streptophyta, Bryopsida, Funariales, Funariaceae. The record is from RefSeq and is a predicted model, not a curated record.